This is a messenger RNA of Aspergillus affinis, 2673 nucleotides long. Its product is annotated as putative MFS transporter. Gene Ontology annotation, molecular function: hydrolase activity, acting on carbon-nitrogen (but not peptide) bonds; transmembrane transporter activity. The record is from RefSeq and is a predicted model, not a curated record. The transcript has 6 exons. Bases 1 to 2673 code for a protein of 890 amino acids. Gene Ontology annotation, biological process: carbohydrate metabolic process; transmembrane transport. Lineage: Eukaryota; Fungi; Ascomycota; Eurotiomycetes; Eurotiales; Aspergillaceae.
AUGUCCCCCAAACGCGUCCUCAUAUCCUACGGUGUCGACGUCGAUGCCGUGGCUGGCUGGCUGGGCUCCUACGGCGGCGAGGACAGCCCCAAUGACAUCAGCCGGGGCAUCUGGGCCGCGACGGUCGGAACGGAGCGUCUGCUCAAGAUGUUUAAGAAAUACGAUAUUCGUACAACCUGGUUCAUAACCGGACAUAGUAUCGAAUCGUUUCCCGAAGACAUGGCGAGAGUUAGAGAUGCGGGACAUGAAAUUGGACUGCAUGGUUAUUCGCAUGAGAAUCCGGUGGAUAUGUCCCGGGAGCAGCAAAGGGAUGUUUUGAAGAAGACGGUUGACUUGUUGACGGAGUUCACGGGGAAGAAGCCGAGGGGGAGCGUUGCGCCUUGGUGGGAAACCGACGCGGAAGGCGUGGCGAUGCUUCGGGAAUAUGGCGUUGAAUAUGACCACAGUCUGAGCCAUCAUGACUGCCAGGCGUAUUACCUCCGCACAGGAGACCAAUGGACCAAGAUUGACUACACUCAGAAGGCAGAAACAUGGAUGAAGCCGCUGGUGCCGGGCAAGGUGACAGAUCUAGUCGAAAUCCCGGGAAAUUGGUACAUUGAUGAUUUGCCCCCGAUGAUGUUCAUCAAGUCGGCGCCAAAUAGUCAUGGGUUCGUGAACCCGCGAGAUGUUGAAGAUAUCUGGCGGGAUCAUUUCGAUUAUUUCUAUCGUGAGUACGAUCAGUUUGUGUUUCCGAUUUCCAUCCAUCCGGAUGUUUCGGGCAGGCCGCAGGUGAUUUUGAUGCAUGAACGACUUAUCGAGUAUUUCAAAUCGCAUGAUGGGGUGGAGUUUGUGACCAUGGAGGAGAUUUGUGAUGAUUUCAAAAGAAGGAAUCCGGCGCCUGUUGACUACAAGCACGGGCCUCGGCUAGCAUUGCCCUCUCCAGCUCAUCCUGGUCGCCGUAUGACCUGCCAUUCGUUCGACUCGCUAUGCCAGCGGCGUCCCCAAAAUGCGUGGGGGUGCCAGACGUCAGAUACUACUCUUUCCGAUAUAUCAGGCAUUCCCAUGGCUGUUGAGAGACGAGUUCCCAUCAACUUUAUUAUCGCGUUCAUCGUUCAUCGUUCAUCGUUCAUCAUGGCAGGGAAUAAGCCAAAUGUCGCGCACAAUGAGGAUCCCAUGAAGCCAGCGGAUAUCAACCAGAUACAAGAUAUUCGUGUACCCUUAACCGAAGAUGAUAACAAGCGGAUCCGAAGAAAGACCGACUCCAUCAUCCUGGUCAUCCUCUGCUGGACGUACCUGAUGCAGAUUCUUGACAAAUCUGUACUCGGCUACGGAGCAAACUUUGGUCUCAAAGAAGAUGCCAAUCUCACCGGGAACCAAUACUCCCUAGUCGGAUCGAUUGCUCCCAUCGCCCAGCUGGCCUGGCAGCCUUUCUCGUCCUAUCUGAUUGUCAAAGUACCCCAUCGCAUUCUCAUGCCCGUGCUGGCCGCGGGUUGGGGUAUCGCGCAAGCGGCUAUGGCAGCCUGUCACAGCUUCGAGGGCCUCAUGGCUACUCGCUUCUUGCUCGGUCUCUUUGAGGCGGGGUGUCUUCCCUUGUUUAGUAUCAUCACUAGCCAGUGGUAUCGUCGUGCAGAGCAGCCCUUGCGGGUGGCAGCUUGGUACAGUACCAAUGGGCUUGCGACUAUCCUCGCUGCGAUCCUAUCGUAUGGACUGGGGCAUGUGCAGUCUGGUCCUUUAAAUGAAUGGCAGUUACUGUUCCUCGUUUGCGGACUUAUCACCGUCAUCUCCACUCCUAUCAUGUACUGGAAGCUCGAUAACGACAUCCCCUCCGCCCGAUUCCUCGACGAACAAGAGAAACUACAAGCGAUGGAGCGUCUCCGCGCCAACCAGACCGGCAGCGGCAGCCGAGAAUUCAAAGCCUACCAAGUCGUCGAAGCCGGCCUGGAACCGAAGACCUACCUCUGGAUCGCGGCCGCGUUUCUCCUCAACGUAGGCGCAUCGGUAACCAACGUCUUCGGACCACUGAUCAUUUCGGGUCUCGGAUUCGACAAAUUCAAAACCACCCUGUUGAACAUGCCCUUCGGUGCGUUGCAGUUCAUCAUCAUUUUAUUUUCUAGCUGGCUGGCCCAGAAAGCCGCGUUGAAGUCCGUCGUCCUGGCCAGCUUCAUGCUUCCUGUUGUGGCGGGCCUCGCGAUCCUCUACGCGGUCCCUAGAGGAGGGAGCCAGCAAGGGGCCCUGAUGGCCGGGUACUAUCUCCUGUCGUUCCUGUUCGGAGGCAACCCGCUCAUCGUGACGUGGAUCGUCGGUAAUACUGCGGGUACGACCAAGAAAUCGAUCAUCAUGUCAUUCUUCAACGCUGCUGCUGCCGCAGGUAAUAUUGUUGGCCCGCUUCUCUUCAGCGACAACGAUGCACCGGCGUAUCUUCCCGGACUGCGUGCUUGUUUGGGGAUCUUUGUGGCGAUGGUGGCGGUUGUUUUUAUCCAGUGGGCGAAUCUGUGGGUGUUGAAUAAGAUGCAAGAGAAGCGACGAGUGAGGAACGGGAAGCCAGCGAAGAUUGUGGAUCGGUCGAUGCAGACGGGGUAUGAGGUUACUGAAGAUGUGGCGGAGGAGGCCGGAGAAGAGGGGACAGAACUGGGCAGAAAUGCCUUCAAUGAUCUGACGGACCGGGAGAAUGACGAAUUCGUCUAUAUUUAUUGA